AGGUGGAGCAAGAUGGCUGUGGAGCUGGGCGUGCUGCUCGUCCGGCCCCGGCCCGGAACCGGGCUGGGUAGAGUGAUGCGGACCCUCCUGCUGGUGCUGUGGCUGGCGACGCGCGGAAGCGCGCUCUACUUUCACAUCGGAGAGACGGAGAAGAAGUGCUUUAUUGAGGAGAUCCCGGACGAGACCAUGGUCAUAGGAAACUACCGGACGCAGCUGUAUGACAAGCAGCGGGAGGAGUACCAGCCGGCCACCCCGGGGCUUGGCAUGUUUGUGGAGGUGAAGGACCCAGAGGACAAGGUCAUCCUGGCCCGGCAGUAUGGCUCCGAGGGCAGGUUCACUUUCACUUCCCAUACCCCUGGUGAGCACCAGAUCUGUCUUCACUCCAAUUCCACCAAGUUCUCCCUCUUUGCUGGAGGCAUGCUGAGAGUUCACCUGGACAUCCAGGUAGGUGAACAUGCCAAUGACUAUGCAGAAAUUGCUGCUAAAGACAAGUUGAGUGAGUUGCAGCUACGAGUGCGACAGCUGGUGGAACAAGUGGAGCAGAUCCAGAAAGAGCAGAACUACCAGCGGUGGCGAGAGGAGCGCUUCCGGCAGACCAGUGAGAGCACCAACCAGCGGGUGCUGUGGUGGUCCAUUCUGCAGACCCUCAUCCUCGUGGCCAUCGGUGUCUGGCAGAUGCGGCACCUCAAGAGCUUCUUUGAAGCCAAGAAGCUUGUGUAGCUGUCCCAGGCGUCACAACCCAUCCUCCCAGGCUGGGGGAGAAAGGACCUCCUGGAACUGACUUCUUCUGUCAGGAGGACUGGUUUCCAGCCAUACCUGUUCUGGAAGGGAGAGGGGCUGGAGGCACCCACAGGCACAAGCUGAAGGCAGCAGCUUGGCUAAUACUGAGCAGGUAGUGGGGCAAAUUCCUGCCCUCUCUCUCUGGCCUCUGGGCCGUUUGGUAGUAAUCACCCAAGGGCUGGUAAAGCCCCUCCUCUUGGCACCUCAGAAUCACAGUGUUACUGAUCAGGGAUGUGAGGCUGCUGUUGGGGGUGGGGGGAGGGGAAUGGGCAGGCAAGCCAGUCUUCUGUCUUCCUUUGCUAACUUAGGGUUUUGAGCAGGUUGGGGUAUGGUGCCUGUCAUACCCACCUGCCACCCUGGGAACCUCACUGUUCUCUCUUUCAGCCUAGACCUGCUGAUCCAGGGUGUGUGUGAGUUGAGGGUGGGUGGAGGGGUUUGCAGUGUGGGAAUGUGGCCCUGCAGUUGACCUGAGCUGCUUCACAUGGUUGUCCAUUCUGGGGCUUAAAGAACUGGGACCAGACCAAGUAGAGGCCUUGGUGCUGGUUGGGGUGGGGCCUGCAGAGUCUUAGUUACUGAUUUCAUUUUCAAUAAAUGUAGGUUUGUUACAUGAGUUUCCCAAUAAAAAAAAAAAUGACUUCUUGUCCAGUGCAAGUGACUCAGUCAUCAGUGGGCACACACUGCAGGGUGCCUCAGGGAAUGCCAGUUCUUCCAAAGAGCAAAGCACUUCACAUUCCAAAGUGAAUUCCCACCAGUCAGCUUCAUUCUUUCCUUCUUCUCCAGGCCUUCCUGUGGCAGGGAAUAGUGGGUUUGUCCAAGAUUAUACAACAAGUAAAUUGGGCUGGGGCUCAAAUUUACACCCUUUCCUCUGUGCCAGCUCCCUGGUGAAGUUCCCUCUUUCUAGAGUCAGUAAGCAGGAUUGUCAUGGAUGCUGCCAGGAAGUGCCUGGUAAGGAGGUGCAUUGAGCAGGGGAGUGCUACAGGACAGCCACCCUGGGCUGGCAGGGACAAGGAUGUUGAUGGGCUAAACCAACAGCAAGUGAUUUCAACCAGGACCAUGAAGGAGAGGAAGGAUUCUGCUGGAAGGAGAUGGCAGGACAGGGGUGGUUGGAGAAGUGGAGGCAAACAGCUGGAAUGGAGGUGGGUGGGUGUUUAAUUUCAGCUGCAGAGGGUGUUGUGAGGAAGCUGGAAAGGAAGGUUGGAUUAGAGAAGCCUCGAGCUCCAGGUAAGCGAUUUGGACAUGCCCACCUUUCAAGAGGGGCUGCAGGCACCCACAGGCACAAGCUGAAGGCAGCAGCUUGGCUGGCUUAAUACUGAGCAGGUGGUGGGGUAAAUGCCUGCCCCCCUCCCUCUGGCCUCUGGGCCCUUUGCAGUAAUCACCCAGGGUCUGGUAAAGCCACUGAGAGCCCUACUGGCACCUCAGAAUCACAGUGUUAUUGAUCAGGGAUGUGAGGCUGCUGUUGGGGGUUGGGGGAGGCAAAUGGGCAGGCAGUUUUGAGAAGAACCUUCUAAUAAGAAAUGUGAGGGAGGUUACAGCAGUGUGUGAGAAAGACCAGGAAGAAGGAGACAAGUUUGGGGGCUGCUUCCCCUAAUGGGAUGAUGCAAUCUGGGCUCAUGCUGCCAACUAAUUCUUCCACAUGAAAAAAAAAAGUUUUUUGGCGGGCACGGUGGUUCACACCUGUAAUCCCAGCACUUUGGGAGGCUGAGGUAGGUGGAUGGCCUGAGGCCAGGAGUUUGAGACCAGCCUGGCCAACAUGGUGAAACCUCAUC
Molecule: messenger RNA, 2546 nt
Organism: Homo sapiens (human)
Lineage: Eukaryota; Metazoa; Chordata; Mammalia; Primates; Hominidae
Gene: TMED9
Product: transmembrane p24 trafficking protein 9
Exons: 5
Coding region: 13-720 (235 amino acids)
Cellular component (GO): Golgi apparatus; endoplasmic reticulum membrane; endoplasmic reticulum-Golgi intermediate compartment
Source: RefSeq, marked reviewed